GUAAUUUUUCAGAGGUAAUAUGUCGACUAAAGCUUUAUCAGGAAAAGUAUUUUUAUUAAUCACUGGUGCAAGUCGUGGAAUUGGAAAACAAAUUGCAAUAUCAUUUGGUUCAAUUCUGGAAAAAGGUUCACAUGUUCUUUUAUUAGCUACAAAUUUAGAUGCUUUAAAAGAAACAGCAAAAGGUAUUCCUGCAAGUAUAUUUGUUCACAUUGUUAGUGUUGAUUUAGCCAAAGCAACAAAAGAUAAAUUGUAUGAUAUCAUAACACAGUGUUUGAAUAAUGAGCCUUUAAAUCAGUUUGAUCAAAUAAUUGUAAUACAUAAUGUUGGUUCAAUAGGAAAUAUUAAUCAGUGUACAAAUGAUAUGACUGACAUAAGUAUCUGGCAUGACUAUUUUAAUUUAAAUGUUUUUAUUCCUGCUAUAUUAAAUGGAGUCAUUAUGCAAAUAUUUAAUGAAAGUACAAAUACAAAAAAAAUAAUUGUAAACAUUACAUCACUGCUUGGCAUAGAAGCAAAAAAACUAUUGGGUUAUUAUUGUAGUGGAAAAGCAGCCCGAGAAAUGUUCUUUAAAGUGUUUGCAUUAGAAAAUCCACAGGUCAACGUAAUAAAUUAUUCACCAGGACCAGUUGAAACUGAUAUGUAUCUUGAAAUUUGCACUAAAGUUGGUGACAAGGAAAUUAAAGCACAGUUUAAUGAUAUGUUAACGAAAAAACGUGUUUUAACCUGUGAACAAACAGUUAAUCGCCUUUUAACAAUUCUUAAAGAACAAAAGUAUAAAUCUGGUGCUCAUGUUGACUAUAAUGAUGAAUUAUAAACAACGUAAAUUUUU
This is a messenger RNA of Eufriesea mexicana, 826 nucleotides long. It is a transcript of the gene Sptr, whose product is annotated as Sepiapterin reductase. Gene Ontology annotation, biological process: tetrahydrobiopterin biosynthetic process. The coding region runs from base 20 to 811 and encodes 263 amino acids. The record is from RefSeq and is a predicted model, not a curated record. NCBI's taxonomy places the organism in Eukaryota, Metazoa, Arthropoda, Insecta, Hymenoptera, Apidae. The transcript is spliced from 3 exons. Gene Ontology annotation, molecular function: sepiapterin reductase (NADP+) activity.